AUGGCUUUGACGGAGGAAGAGCUUGACAUGAUGAUCAACUGGGACGUUAGCUCGUUGGGACGACUAUUCGAACAACCGGCGAUGAACAACAACUCGGAUUCUAGCUCUUCCGGACAAUUAGGGUUUCGGUUUCAACAUCACGAACCCACUGCCAUCCAAUCGCCUCCACUUCAAACCCUAAUUCCUCCACUUGAAACGGGAACAUCAUCUCGUGGUGCUCCAACACAAGCCUGCUCGACCAACUUAUCGGGACCAAUCGUGCCCCUGUGGAUUCAACAUGAACAAUUGCGUGAGCGUGCUUUGAAUUUGAUUCAAUUGCGCAACUCAAUCAUACGGAGGCGUCGAAUACAUACAAGACACGGACUGACGGAGGCUGACUUCGCAGGCUUGAAAGAGGAUAAAAUUUCGAAAUACCUCAAGAUCAUUACGCAUAAUAAUAAUAUUGAUGAUGAAAAAACUGUGUGUGCUAUUUGUCUAGACAAUUUUUGUGGAAAGGAUAUGCAGGUUGCAAUAGUGGAUGGGUGCGGGCAUAAGUUUCACGCUUGCUGUCUCAAGAGGUGGCUCCAAAGGAAAAAUAUUUGUCCUCUCUGUAGAAGGAUCGCCAUUAGAUUUUUAUAA
Messenger RNA from Striga hermonthica, 618 nucleotides. The record is from the annotation of a GenBank genome assembly. NCBI's taxonomy places the organism in Eukaryota, Viridiplantae, Streptophyta, Magnoliopsida, Lamiales, Orobanchaceae.